CCACCUGGCUCCCUUUAAAUCCUCACCUUCCCCUCUUCAUUUGAAGCAUAACAAAUUAAAAAAUAGCAAGCAAUUAUUUGAAGUUUCUCUCUGUCAACAAAAUGAGUUUAGUGCUUAAUCGUUGUGGUUCAGUGAGUGAAGAAAUGUCGAAUAGCUCGGAAAACGAAGUGGAAUCACUUCCACAGACAAUUGAAGAAAAGCAUCAAGAGCUGGUAGUCAGCCAUGUUCCCAUCGUAUCAUCAUUCAAUGAACGUAUUCGACCUCUACUUGAUGCCGUUGACAAGCUGAGGCAUCUCCAGGUCAUGAAAGAAGGCAUACAACUCCCCACCAUUGUUGUUGUUGGUGAUCAAUCUUCAGGGAAAUCUAGUGUUCUUGAAUCACUAGCUGGUAUCAGCCUCCCUCGUGGCCAGGGCAUCUGCACCAGGGUACCUCUCAUAAUGAGGUUGCAACAUCACACAGCUCCAGAACCAGAGUUUUCCUUGGAGUUCAAUGGCAAAACAGUACCUACCAGUGAAGCCAAAAUCGCUAAUGCCAUAAGUCUUGCCACUGAUGAGAUUGCAGGCAAUGCUAAGGGCAUAUCAAACACACCAUUGACUUUGGUAGUGAAAAAGAAUGGCGUUCCGGACCUAACAAUGGUUGAUCUCCCUGGAAUCACUAGAGUUCCUGUCCACGGUCAGCCUGAAAACAUCUAUGAGCAGAUAGCGGAUAUCAUUAUGGAGUACAUAAGGCCUGAUGAGAGUAUUAUCCUUAAUGUUUUGUCUGCAACUGUUGAUUUUACCACUUGUGAAUCUAUUAGGAUGUCACAGAAAGUGGAUAAGAAUGGUGAGAGGACUCUCGCCGUUGUCACCAAAGCAGACAGAGCUCCAGAAGGACUGCUUGAGAAGGUUACGGCUGAUGAUGUGAAUAUAGGUCUCGGUUAUGUCUGUGUGAGAAAUCGUAUUGGUGAUGAAUCUUACGAGGAAGCACGCAAGGAAGAAGCUGACUUGUUUGAAAAUCAUCCUCUUCUAUCCAAGAUUGAUAAAUCCAUGGUCGGCAUCCCAGCUUUGGCUCAAAAACUGGUUCACAUUCAAGCAACUAUUAUAGCAAGAUGCUUGCCAGAGAUAGUGAGGAAGAUUAAUGAGAAGCUGAAUGCAAGUGUCUCGGAACUGAACAGGAUGCCUAAGACUUUGUCCUCGGUUGGUGAAGCCCUCACAACUUUCAUGGGCAUUGUUGGAUCCGCCAAAGAGUCGCUAAACAAGAUCAUUGUGAGAGGAGAAUAUGAUGAGUAUCUAGAAGAUAAAAAUAUGCAUUGCACUGCCAGAUUGGUUGAAAUGCUCAACCAAUACUCAGGUGAACUUCGUAAGUGCUCUGAAAAUGACCUUACAGGGAACUUUUUGAUGGAUGAGAUUCAGGUUUUGGAGGAAGCCAAAGGGAUUCAAUUGCCAAAUUUCCUUCCCCGCACCACCUUCCUUGCUAUUCUGCAGAAAAAGGUUGAAAAGAUAUCACACAUACCAGUUGCCUUUGUUGAGAAAGUGUGGACUUACAUUGAAGGUGUGGUCAUAUCUGUUUUGAUGCAUCACUCGGAAAACUACCACCAGCUUCAGCUAUCCACUCGACGAGCAGGCCAUAAUCUCAUAGCAAGAAUGAAAGAGCAUUCUAGAAAUUGGGUCACAGAGAUUGUUCAAAUGGAGAAACUGACAGAUUAUACAAGCAAUCCUGAAUACAUGAAUGACUGGAACAAGCUCAUGGCUCAACAGCAUGAUUUCACGCGUGAUGUCCUGGAAAAAGUGUACAUUACUACAUUCAAGAUUGAAGGUUUGGGAGAGGUUCCAAUUGCUGGUCUCAGGGGGUAUGAGCAGCAUGUUUUGCUUCAAGCUUUCGACUUGAAAAUGAGAAUGACUGCUUACUGGAAAAUUGUUUUGAGGAGGUUGGUUGAUUUUAUGGCUCUGCAUUUGCAGUUCUGUGCUCGAAAUCUUGUGAACAAGGAAAUGGAAGAGGAGAUCGUCCAGGAGCUUGCCGGUAGACAUGAUGGUGCGAUAGAAAGAAUGUUAGAGGAAUCUCCAGCUGUAGCUGCUAAGCGUGAGAAGCUGAAUGUGAGCAUCAAGUUGUUGAGGGAGUCCAACAAUGUCCUGGCAAACAUCAUGGACAAAAUUGCUUCAAAUAUCUAGUUUGAGCACUGUUUAUCUAUCUAUUUAUCCAUACCUAUCUAUGCCCGUUUGGCUUUGCUUUUCUUUUCUUGUUUCUAAGAUUGAUGGCAUGAAGGAGUUUGUGUCAAUCUAUCUUGUUUUCCUUGUGUUUGUUCUAAUAGUAGUAUGAAGAUGUUUUCUAUUUA
Populus trichocarpa (black cottonwood) is the source of this 2311-nucleotide messenger RNA. Its product is annotated as putative dynamin-related protein 4A. NCBI's taxonomy places the organism in Eukaryota, Viridiplantae, Streptophyta, Magnoliopsida, Malpighiales, Salicaceae. The record is from RefSeq and is a predicted model, not a curated record. The transcript has 2 exons. Gene Ontology annotation, molecular function: microtubule binding; GTPase activity; GTP binding. Gene Ontology annotation, cellular component: microtubule; cytoplasm; membrane. Bases 102 to 2147 code for a protein of 681 amino acids.